GAAGAUGAGGAGAAGUUGCCUAAAAUGGUGGGUUUGUUGCGAGUGAAUGUCAAAAACCCUCCAAAAGGCAAAAUAAAAUAAUUUAGAAAAAUUAAAAAAUAAAAACAAAGUGAAAAUCCAACAACAAUAAGCACACAAAGAAAUCACAGAGAGAAGAGAGCCCUCUUAUCAAUUAUCAUUGAUCUCCAAGACCCAAGCUUUGUUGUUCAAUUCCAAUCCUUUCUUUCUAUAGAACCCACAAGAGAUGGACAAAGAAAAUCUAUAACCAAUCACAGCUCCACAAUCUCUUCUCUCUUUCUGUCUUUCUCUCUCUAGAUCUGCCUUUAUUACAACUUUUUUUUUACCUGUUGGAAACCCCCUCCCCUCCCCCACACUCAUUGAUUCUCUCAAUAAAAUCCUUCAAAUUUUUGGGCUUUUCUCAUUUCAAGCCCUUUGAUUGAAGGAUUUUGCAAUAUUGUUUUUGUUUUUAUGUUGAGAUUGGCAAGAUUGGUGGUCUUUAAGUUUGAUUUUUGUGACCUAUCCGUGAAGAUUAUAAGUUCAUAAGAUUAAUGGUUUCUGCAUUUAUCAACGUGUAUUUGAUUUCUUAAAUUUCUGCUGUGGGGUUGGGGAUUGAGGAGACACUAGAACCAAGAUUAGCUUUUGAUAGAGCUGUUGGUACCUUUUUGAGGACUACUUUGAUUGCUGGGUUAUUGGGGCACGAAUAUGUGAGUAAUGGUAUCAAAUACACUGAUGAGGAUUGUUGCACCUUGUUGGAAGCCUUCUGUUGAGGGUGAUCAUUCUAAUAGAGAUGGAGAUGUUACUGGUCGGGCUGAUGGAUUGUUGUGGUACAAAGAUUCUGGACACCAUGUAAAUGGGGAGUUCUCAAUGGCUGUAAUUCAAGCAAACAAUCUAUUGGAAGACUGUAGCCAACUUGAAUCAGGGCCAAUAAGCUUGCUUGAAUCAGGUCCUCAAGGCACAUUUGUAGGAAUUUAUGAUGGUCAUGGAGGUCCGGAAGCUGCUCGAUUUGUAAAUCAACAUCUUUUUGAAAAUAUCAAGACUAUUCAUGGUGCAGAAUUUACGUCAGAAACUCAUGGAAUGUCUGCAGAUGUUAUCAACAAAGCAUUUUUGGCAACAGAGGAGGCAUUUCUCUCUCUAGUACAACAACAGUGGCAAAUUAAUCCACAAAUUGCUUCUGUUGGUUCAUGUUGUUUGGUAGGUAUAGUGUAUAGUGGACAUCUAUACAUUGCAAAUGCAGGGGAUUCUCGAGUGGUGUUAGGAAGAUUGGACAAGUUGGCUAAGGAUGUCAAAGCCAUUCAGCUAUCAUAUGAACACAAUGCAAGUUUUGAAUCUGUGAGGGAGGAAUUGCAGUCAUUGCAUCCCGAUGAUCCACAGAUCGUGGUUUUAAAACACAAGGUUUGGCGUGUGAAGGGUCUGAUUCAGGUCUCGAGAUCCAUAGGUGAUGCCUAUUUAAAGAGGGCAGAAUUCAACAGAGAGCCUCUGUUAGCUAAAUUUAGAUUGCCCCGACCCUUUGAUAAGCCGAUUCUUAAAGCUGAGCCAACAAUUUCAGUGCAGAAACUCUGCCCUGAGGAUCAAUUUCUUAUAUUUGCAUCAGAUGGUCUAUGGGAGCACCUAAGCAAUCAGGAAGCAGUUGACAUUGUCAACAAUUGCCCACGUAAUGGUGUUGCAAGAAAACUUCUCAAAGCUGCACUUCUUGAAGCAGCGAAGAAAAGAGAAAUGAGAUACUCAGACCUGAAAAAGAUUGAUCGUGGUGUGAGGAGACAUUUUCAUGAUGAUAUCACUGUUAUAGUUUUGUUCCUUGAUUCACAUCUGAUCGGUAGCAGCUCCUGCCAGGGUCCUCUGCUUUCCAUCAGAGGAGGUGGUGGUACCCCUGGAAAUUUCAUCACAUAGGUCAAGAGGUUCUAAAUCCCUGAUGCUUAAUCCUCAUUUCUUCAUUUGUAUUAAGAUUUUUUUUUUUUUCCCAAAGAGGAGAGUUUAAGGAAAGAUUUGUUUUUUUCCUUUGUUUUACUUUUCCCUAUUGUAUAGCCACGCGCCUUUGAAACUUCAACAAGUCAUAAGAGAAUUCCAUAGAUAGUGGAGUUUAUGCCUAGACAGAAGAUGCUUCAGAACAAAAAAAAAAAAGGGAAAAGAAAGAAAGAAAACCUUUGUUAGUAGUCUUGUUAUUGGCAUGUGAUACUUGAUAUGCUAUUCCUUAUUACAGCUAUGGUUUUACUCAGCUUUGUCAAGAACUAUAAGAAAAAAAAUAUUGCCAUUGAACUGAAAUUCAACCAAUGAAGUAUUAGUUUCGUUCGUUAAAA
This is a messenger RNA of Hevea brasiliensis (rubber tree), 2294 nucleotides long. RefSeq names its product probable protein phosphatase 2C 38. Gene Ontology annotation, molecular function: cation binding; protein serine/threonine phosphatase activity. The transcript has 6 exons. NCBI's taxonomy places the organism in Eukaryota, Viridiplantae, Streptophyta, Magnoliopsida, Malpighiales, Euphorbiaceae. Gene Ontology annotation, biological process: protein dephosphorylation. The record is from RefSeq and is a predicted model, not a curated record. The coding region runs from base 712 to 1887 and encodes 391 amino acids.